AUGAGGAGCCAAAUUGUCUGCUAUUCGACCCCUUCGAUCCCGAAAUCUCAUCCCACAGAAAAAACACAACACGCACUCUUCUUCUUCUUCCUCUUUGGUGGUUGUUGGCUGUGACGUUCCUUUCAGAGUCGGUCUAAUAAUAAGACAGGGCAAUUCAUUUUUUACAGAGUAAAUGGAAGAUUGAUUCACAAGGCAUCGAAAAUUCAAAAUCCUGUUGGUCAGAUCAAAUCAGAAGCUUGAGAAUAGAAAGAAAUACAAAUUAGAAAGAUUGGUUUGAUGAGAAAAAUAGCGAGGAAAAUAAUCGUAAUAUGAUCGGAGCAGUGCAGUUAGGGGUGUUGGCUGCUUGCGUGGUGGUUUUGGUUCCGAUGGGCAUGGCCGGUUAUCAUCUCAGCCGCAACAAAAUGCUAUUCUUCAGCGGCGCUCUCUUCAUCACUCUCGCCAUUGGCGUCCACCUCACCCCUUACUUCCCUUCCGUCAACGACUUCGUCACCACCGUCUCCUCCGUCGUCGUUUUCGAGAACCGCCGUGAGUCCUGCCUCUCCCACCUCCACGACGUCGUUUGGGAGGUCACCCCCUCCCCAAAUUUCAACCCCCUCGACAACAACACCGUCAAUUACGACAAGUCGUGGGCUUGGACUUCUUCCUCUACCGUUUCUGCAUGCGGGUUUCAGAAACUAGGGCGUUUUGACGCCUCUGAUCUGCUCAACGGAUCCUGGGUUGUGGUGGCUGGUGACUCUCAGGCCAGGCUUGUGGCGCUUUCGUUGUUGAGUCUGGUUUUGGAUUCUGGGCCUCUGGAGAAGGUUAAUAGAGAUCUGUUUAAGAGGCACAGUGAUUAUCAGAUUGUGGUGGGUGAGAUUGGGAUGCGAUUGGAUUUCAUCUGGGCUCCUUACACUUUCAAUUUGACCCAUCUGGUCAACGGUUUCAAGCGAAAUCGCAACUACCCAGAUGUGUUGGUGAUGGGUUCUGGGCUCUGGCACAUGCUUCACUUCACCAACGCAUCAGAUUUUGGUGUUCAGUUACAAUCACUAAGGAGUGCUUCUGUGUCUUUGUUGCCAUUUUCGCCAGAUACCGGCUCCGACAGGCCGGUAACCAGCUCCGACAGGCCGGUAACCAGCUCCGGCUCCGGCUCUGUUUCGGGCCGAUCGCCCCACUUGUUUUGGAUUGGCAUGCCCACGUUGAUAAACUCGAUGUUGAAUACAGAGGAGAAGAGAGAGAAGAUGACUGAUGCAAUGCGUGGUGAGUAUGAUAAGGAGCUUCACAAUAGUAAGAUUUUGCGCAAAGCCGGUGGUCCCCUGUUGUUGCUGGACAUUGAGUCCUUGAGUUGGAAUUGCGGAGUUCGAUGCACGGUUGAUGGGAUGCAUUAUGAUAUGCCUGUCUAUGAAGCUGCACUUCAUAUCAUGCUACAUGCAUUGCUCAUCGAAUCUCAUCAGAAGCUUUGAUUUGAUUCUUUUGUUCUCUGUUUUCUCUUGGUAUAAUGUUCUGCUCCGGCUCGGUGGUUCGAUUUCAUACAGUGAGCUUUUGAUUCUUGUGAGAGGUUGGUUGGUUUCUCUUCCACCUCCUCUUAUCUUGCAUCUACGGUUUCUGCCAGGCUAUACUCGGACAAUUCACAUCUAAUGUUGAAGUGAAACAAUUCAAAAAGAUCUACCUGGAUAGGAAAUACAUGUCCUUUUUU
Messenger RNA from Prunus mume (Japanese apricot), 1672 nucleotides. RefSeq names its product Pmr5/Cas1p GDSL/SGNH-like acyl-esterase family protein. NCBI's taxonomy places the organism in Eukaryota, Viridiplantae, Streptophyta, Magnoliopsida, Rosales, Rosaceae. The record is from RefSeq and is a predicted model, not a curated record. Gene Ontology annotation, biological process: xylan biosynthetic process. Gene Ontology annotation, cellular component: Golgi apparatus. Gene Ontology annotation, molecular function: acetyltransferase activity.